ACACGAGCACGGGCGACCACGGACUGAUCCAGAUGGCCAACGAUGCCACAGAUGGAGCUGUCAAAGUGUCUAUUCCAUCGCUCUUUGUUACGCGGCAAACUGCGGAUCAACUACGCGCACAUCUGCAGAAUAUCGCACAACCCGUUGAGGUGGAAAUCACAGUCGCCGAUGUGGAUUGA
Molecule: messenger RNA, 179 nt
Organism: Sphaeroforma arctica JP610
Lineage: Eukaryota; Ichthyosporea; Ichthyophonida
Exons: 1
Source: RefSeq, a predicted model, not a curated record